Molecule: messenger RNA, 1446 nt
Organism: Cladocopium goreaui
Lineage: Eukaryota; Dinophyceae; Suessiales; Symbiodiniaceae
Source: the annotation of a GenBank genome assembly
AUGGUGGGCGCUCCACAGCAUGCCCUGAAGACCAAAUUAGGAAUUGAGCACAGCCAGGCUGCUGCCUUUCAGGAAGCGACCGCGAGUUUUCAACUUGCCAAGUUGCUGAUGCGAGUCUGUCAAAUAGCCUUUUUGGUUCUCAUGGAGCCUUCAGGUAUCGUCUACAUGGCCUACGUGGUGAUGUUCUUUGCCCUUUGGGUCCCGGUGAUCUUCGUUUGGGGCGCUGGCGUCACCGGCCUUUGGGUGGUCUACCUGCAGUACAUCUUGGGAGGUGUGGCCGUGGGCCUUUUUGAAGGAACUUUCCUGAGCGUCAUCAGCUCUCUGGGGAAGAACACCAAGACCUUCGCCAUCAUGGCUGUUACCCCAGUGCGCCACGGCAACGCGGCAGUCGCCAUGAAGUACUCUUAUUCCACACACCAGACCUGGUGUACUCCGAGCCCGCCGCAAAGCCCCGGCGGUCGCCUACCUCCGCGGCGCCGUUGUGCGACGGAGGUGGCCACGGCGAUGCACGAGACGAUCCCGGCAGAUCGCUGGUGCGUGACGUGGGCAGAUCUGAAAUAUCUGCGCAAGUCCGUGAAAUCUGCCAUCCGGAAGGAGGUCAUUCAGCCACCGGAAGAUGGUCGCGAUGACUUCUUGAUGGUGGAUGAGGUUUAUGGACCCAGUAUUUACACCGUGAAUGAGCAGUACAUCAAACCCAUCACCCAUUUCCAUGGCAAGAUGAGUUGGGCCCUGAUGCGCAACCCGGCGGGUUUGGACUGCGAUAUGUUCAUCAGCCACGCAUGGCUUGAAGGAAUCUUCGAAUUUCUGAGGAAAGUGCUGCACAGCUGGCCACGAGGUGUUCGCACAGCUUGGUGCUGCAUGUUGGCCAACCCGCAGAAUUUGAACAUCGAAGCAUUUUUGCAGUCGCCCUCCAAGUCGCCUUUUGCACUGGCCUUGCGGGCUUCUGAGGUGGUACUAGUGGUACCAAAUCGGCAUGUCAGUGUCUACACCAGGCUUUGGUGUGCCUAUGAGGCUUAUAUCGCAGAUCAAGAGGGCAAGACCAUCCUAAUCGCCAAGACUUCCAACCUUCAGGGCAUCAUCUUCGCCAUGCUCCCCAUGGCCGUAGCUGCACUGAUUGGUGCCAUGCUGGGAAGUUAUGCGAGGCACCACUGGCAGCACUGUGCCCGGCAGGUGACCUAUGUGGGUGGUGUGGCGUCAGUGGCUGCCUACAAUGUGCAGCACAACCAGUGUCGCAUGUUGCUGAACCUAUUCUGCGAGAUGAUUUGCUUUGAGAAAAUAGUGCAUUGGGAGCCUGCCUUUCAAUGGGCGAAGGCCGGAAGAGUUCAUCACUGCGAUGUGCUUGUUGUCACUGCGGAAUGCCGCAGCUGGGGGCCUUUUUGGACCAUUGCCGUGUGCAAGCGCCGGAGGAGCUGCCGGACCACAGCCUCCUCCGGAGCACCUUGGUGA